Messenger RNA from Solea solea (common sole), 2415 nucleotides. It is a transcript of the gene nudt12, whose product is annotated as nudix (nucleoside diphosphate linked moiety X)-type motif 12. Gene Ontology annotation, molecular function: protein binding; NADH pyrophosphatase activity; metal ion binding. The record is from RefSeq and is a predicted model, not a curated record. The transcript is spliced from 8 exons. Gene Ontology annotation, cellular component: cytosol. Lineage: Eukaryota; Metazoa; Chordata; Actinopteri; Pleuronectiformes; Soleidae. Bases 156 to 1532 code for a protein of 458 amino acids. Gene Ontology annotation, biological process: NADP+ catabolic process; NAD+ catabolic process.
UGCUCUUGAACGCAGCUCGUCGCAAACACACAGUACAGCACAGAGAAACACGAACAGCGGAAGCUGGGACCUUCCGAACAAGCAGCUUCAUUGGUACUUAAUUUACGAAUAUAGCAGCAAACCAGUUCAUCCUCGUUGUCCUGACAGGCAGAGUCAUGAGUCAUGAGCUGAGUAUGCAGGAGGAGAUGGGGGAGAAGUUUUUGGACGCUGCAGCCAGAGGAGAUCUGACCAUGGUGUCCACACUGUUGUCCCAAGUCCCCUCAUUCAUCAAUCACAAAGGAUACAGGGGCUGGACACCACUGAUGCUGGCUGCUCGCAAUGGACACUAUCAUUUGGUGGAGAAGCUGCUGUCACAUGGCUGUGAUAGGUUUUUGGUAAACAGUUCGUCACAGACGGCCUACGAUAUUGCUAAGUUCUGGGGCCACAAACACAUCUCCAACUUGCUCAGCCAGACAGAUGUCAGUUGCCAGCGACUACUGCAAGGCUCCGACUUUGACCAGCAGGAAAACUACUUUAGCAGAGAAACGUUGGACCGGAUGAGCGCAAAGAGGACCGACAAGGUGUGGCUGGAAGCCAAACAGAGCCACCCAGACACGAUCUACCUGCUGUUCUCCAAUCUCAGCCCUAUGGUCAGCAGCCCACAGGACGGCAAUGAUGGGGGUGAGACCAAGCUGUGUCAGUUCAAAUAUGAGGUCGUCAAAGAUCUGCUCCAGAAACCUGCAACUGUGCUCGUCUUUUUAGGAGUAGAGAAAAGGAAGAAUUGUUCUUCCUCCUUUUCCUCCUCUCAGACAAAAGGGGGUGUUCAGGAUCCUGCAGCUUGGUUUGCCAUCUGCACAGAUGACGAUGAAGCUGAACUUCUUAAACGCUGCAAACAGAAGAACUGCUCCUUCCCAAAAAUGCCCAACCGAGACCUCCUGAAACUCACUGAGGAAGAAGCUGGAGUGGUGGCUCAGGCUCGAUCAGUGUUGGCUUGGCACAGCCGCUACAGUUUCUGUCCCACAUGUGGCAGCAGCACCAAGCUGGAGGAGGGAGGAUACAAGAGGAGUUGUCUGAACUUAGACUGCAGGAGCCUGCGGGGGGUUCACAACACCUGUUAUCCACGAGUUGACCCAGUGGUCAUCAUGCUGGUGAUCCACCCUGAUGGAAACCAGUGUUUAUUAGGAAGGAAGAAGGUCUUCCCUUCUGGCAUGUUCUCCUGUCUGGCUGGAUUCAUAGAGCCUGGGGAGACGAUCGAGGACGCAGUGAGGAGGGAGGUGGAGGAGGAGAGUGGUGUAAAGAUCGGACCGGUACAGUACGUCUCCUGUCAACCUUGGCCGAUGCCCUCCAACCUCAUGAUUGGCUGCCUGGCUUUGGCCAUAUCGACUGACAUCAGAGUAGAUGAAAAUGAGAUAGAGGAGGCUCGUUGGUUCACAAGGCAACAGGUGAUCGACUCUUUGUUCAGAGGAGAGUCUCCAGCAUUCACAGCUCCCCCGAGACAGACCAUCGCCCACCAGCUCAUCAAACACUGGAUUGGCAUGAACUCUAACCUCUAAGCUACAGUGGACCUCCAGAUGGUUGUAAAAAAAAACUUGAUAAUGGAUUUUAAGAGUUCAAAGGCCAGAAUGAACAAAUGGACAUGUUUGUCUUAAAACAGACAAAUACAGAAAGCUACAGAAGAAUUUUCACACAGCAGUGUCCUAUCACACAUAUUUUAUGAUGCAGGAAAACACAGAAAAUCAGUAUGUGAAAACAAUGAAGUAGAAAUCUGAAUAUUACAUUACAUGUCAUUUAGCAGACGCUUUUAUCCAAAGCGACAAACCUACCAUGGAACUGAGUACAAUCAGCCAGGGGUGGAAUGGAACUUGUGACCAUUGCGAUCAUGAUGUCUUCCACACACAGGAUACCGGUCUUAACCACUGAGCCACUGACAAUAUUUAAGUCAGUCACAUUGAUACCAGUGACCAUUAUAUGCAGUUUAAUUAACAAUGAUAGUUUAACAUUUAUUAAACCUAAUCUAGUUUAGAAUUAAAGAAGACAGAUUGAUCCUAAAAUGAAAACAAAGUUUCAGGUCACAAAAAAUGGCAAAUGAUUGAAUUACCCUCUAAGGUUAAAAUGUGUCUGCAGAAGUCUAGAGGGGAGCCCCGAAUACAAUCAAAAUGAUAACAAUAGGUUGGAAAGCUAUUGAUGACAAGUCAAUAAAAUAUUUGAGUUUGAACUAAUAACUGAUCUGAUCUCAGUGGGUGGUGUCAUCUCAGGCUGUCAUGAAGUUGAUUCAGUUGAAUGAAGGAUCAUUUUUCAUGUUCUUUCAUUAAAUGAAUAAAGGAUGUAUAAAUCUACAUAUUUUAAGGUCAGUUAUAACAAUAUCAUUAUAAGGUCACAAAAAAUGGCGAAUGAUUGAAUUACAUUUUUUAAAUAAACUAAUGAAGUGGAAGAUAA